Molecule: messenger RNA, 2800 nt
Organism: Chelonus insularis
Lineage: Eukaryota; Metazoa; Arthropoda; Insecta; Hymenoptera; Braconidae
Product: ubiquitin-like-specific protease ESD4
Exons: 13
Coding region: 561-2459 (632 amino acids)
Biological process (GO): proteolysis; protein desumoylation
Cellular component (GO): nucleus
Molecular function (GO): nucleic acid binding; deSUMOylase activity
Source: RefSeq, a predicted model, not a curated record
AUGAUUAUAGUUGUCCCGGAGAAAGUUUUCUUCGGGUGUUUCCGUGAAGUCAAGUCCGCAAAAAAAAGUAGUCCAUCCAAAACUUUGACGCAUGCGCACAAUACUUUUAUAGCAACAUUCACCCAAGAAACCAAGGAAGCUGAAGAGAUGGUCAAUUUAUACGAACGAUAAAAGAGGAAGAUCCUUUAAUUCGCAAUUCCAAGCUGCGAUUUGUAAUUUACACGAAGCCUUAGAAGUGGAGAAAAAGCUUGGAGAUCUUUUAGUUCCUUUGGAAAACGUCAGAGAAAGAGUUGCUACAUAUUUGAACAUAUCAUUACCUAGUGUGACCAAAUAUGUGGAGAUUGGGGCCACAGGGCAACAAUUUGAGACUCCUGGGAAGGUUCGACCUCAUCCUGCACCAAAACGGAGUAUUCCUGAUAAGGUAAAAGAUGACAUUUACCAUGUUAUUUAUGACAUUUACAAUCAGCGAAGGACUGUGACAGUAAAGGAGUUAUUGCAGAUAAUAAGAGAAAAGAAGAUCGAAUUUCACGGUGGAGAGGAGAUUUUCCGGAAAAUCCUGCAUGAUAAGGGAUUUUCCUACAAAAAAAGGGAUGGCAAGCGUUAUGUGGUUGAACAACCACAUAUCAUUUUUAAAAAGAUUAAAUUUCCUGAAGGCAUAUAGGGACAACAUGCUGGAUUCCAAGAGACGAGACGUCGUCUUCUUAGAUGAAACUUGGACAUUUCAGAGAGGAACCGGAAAAACUCGCGAUUGGCAGUCUGGAGAUUUCCGGAGCUGUUCCAUCAAGAGUGCUGCAACAGGGAGUAGAUAUUUGGUUUGUCACGCAGGUGGUGAAAAUGGGUUUAUUUCAGGUGCUUCACUACUGCUGAACACAAAGAAAAAACCAAAAGAUGGAGACGAUUAUCAUGGAGAUAUGGAUGCAGCUUUAUUUAAGAAAUGGUUUUCCACGCAACUUCUUCCCAACCUGAAGAAACCAUCUCUAAUUAUCAUGGACAAUGCUGCCUAUCAUAGUAAAAUGGUAAAUCCACAACCUUCAUCGAACUGGACGAAAGCCCAACUCAUGAAGUGGCUUGAAGAACGCAGCAUUUCUUUUAGGAUCGACGAGAAGAAUAAGGAUCUCCUUCACAAGUGCCAGGCUCAUAAGGAGGAUAUAAAAUAUGAAAUAGACGAAAUAGUGGCCCAAACUGAGCAUAAAAUACUUCGUCUGCCUCCAUACCAUUGCUGUUAUAACCCAAUCGAGAUGGUUUGGGGGAUAACAAAAAGGUAUUUUGACAAACAUGUUGGUCGAGGGAAUGAUUUUUCUGAGGCCAACAUGUUGAACAUUUGGCAAGAGGCACUGGACCAGGUCGACGCCGGCAUUUGGAGAAAAUGCUGUCAGAAGGUGGAGGAGAAAAUUUUACACGAUUGUGCUCGUGAAUUGGAUAAUCCAAAUCUCAUACAAGAAGUCGAUGACACAAGCAUCACACCAAUGGAUGUAGACACUGAUGAAAAUGACGAUGAUGAUGAAUGGGAAGACAUAGCGGAUGAAGAGAUUGGCCUAUUGAAUGUCAGUGGAGUAGAUUUUUUGCCAGAGCUCCGUGAGAUGGAAGUGCCUUGUCAAGAAAUCUCCAAAGUUGAUAGCCAAUCGUCAAUCUUACCAAGGCUCCCUUCAUGUAAAAGAUCUCUUUUUGAGGCUUUCAACCAAGAAAAGAGUGAUCAAUCACUUUCGCCUCCUUUGCCCCAAAUCUCUCAAGAGGAACUUAAUAUGGCUGUAAGCUAUGUUGUGGAUAACUCUGAGCCAAAAGUAACAUCGCUGCUAGAUGAUUAUAAGGACUGUUUGGGCCCGGAUGACACACUAAUCAAAACAAAGGUAAAAAUAUCGAUAUAUGUGAGGGAUUUAAAAACAUUGUACCCUCCAACAUGGCUGAAUGAUCAGAUCAUCAAUGUCUACUUCGAGAUGAUUGCAGAAAGGGGAGCACCGUCAAUUUACGCCUGCAACACCUUCUUCUUUCAACAGCUGGUACGUGGAGGAUACACAUCUGUAAAAUCAUGGACUAAAAAGGUUCGAAUAUUCUCCAUGCGAAUGAUGAUGGUACCAAUUCAUCUGGGUGCUCAUUGGUGUUUGGCGGUGGUAAACUUUGAAGAUCAAUCGAUCAUUUAUUAUGAUAGCCAGUAUGGAAAAAAUGAUCCAUGCCUCCAAGCUUUGCUGGAUUACCUGUGCGAAGAGCACCUGGCCGUGGAAAAGAAGCCCCUCGAUCGAACUUUAUGGACCCUACAUCACGCCAAGGGUAUUCCAAGGCAAUUUAAUGGGUAUGAUUGUGGAGUGUUUGUCUGUGCUUAUGCUGAGCACAUUUCAAGAGGCGAGCCACUCAAUUUUUCAGCGAAGGAUAUGUAUAACAUUCGAGGACAAAUAUUGGAUGAAAUAAUAUCCAAUGUGUUACACUUCCCUUCGAACACAAAACACUACAGGAGAGAAAACUAAUCAGCAUUGGAUCGACUACCUUCUUCUGCUGCAACCUUGGACCCUGUCGUGAUCGGAGAAAUAAAAAAAAAAGAUAAGUAUUUUUUCAAACAUAACAUCUGUCUGAAAUGCUGAUAUUGGAAUAGUAUAUUAAAGCUGUCUGUCGAUUUUCAGAUUAUCCUGACUAAAUUUAAUCGAAGUAUAACAACAAAAGACUUUACGUGCAUUGAAAUGCAGACUGGUCGUCCAUGGACUUAUCAAACUGAUUUAUAUUGUGUAGCUGUUUCACCUCAUUGUCUUUAUUUUGAGGGAAACACAUGAGAGCUGUUUUGUCUGGUAACCGUUGGUUCAUUAAUUGAAAA